Messenger RNA from Octopus sinensis (East Asian common octopus), 333 nucleotides. RefSeq names its product protein GVQW3-like. The record is from RefSeq and is a predicted model, not a curated record. The transcript has a single exon. Lineage: Eukaryota; Metazoa; Mollusca; Cephalopoda; Octopoda; Octopodidae. Bases 1 to 333 code for a protein of 110 amino acids.
AUGAAAGAAGUUUAUGGUGAUGAUGCACCUUCAAAUGACAUAGUCAAGCACUCACAUCGCCAGUUCAAAUGUGGUCGCACAUCAGUGAAAAUUGCUCCUAUCCCUGGAUGGCCAUAUUCUGACAUCGAUGACAACACCAUCCAUAAAGUGGAAGCUGCUAUUUUGGAGGAUUGUGGCAUAACUAUUCAACAACUUGCCCGAGAAGUGAAGAUAAAUGUAGGGUCCAUGGAAAAAAUUAUUCACGACCAUUUGCCCAUGCAGAAGUUGUUUCCACGAUGGAUUCCCUUGAUAUUCACACCUUUUCAGAAGCAGGAACAAGUCAAUUGCUCCUAG